UUUCACCUUCUCUUUCCUCUCUUCCCUUGCAUUCCCUUCUCCUCCCGUGGGAGGAAGCUCAGGUAAAAAGGAAAAGAGGGGGUUUGUUUCAGAAGAACAUCGAGUUCUACACAUUGUUCUCUUCUUCUCGUUGUUCUUUUUAUUGGAUAUAUUCCAUUUUCGCCGAGGAAAUUCCCUGGAUUCUGUUGGAAUCUAGGGUUCUUUCGAUUCUUGAUUGACUCGAUUGAGUUAGGAGGCGAAUUAGUCGGGAAUGGAUUUGGGGUAAUCGAGACGAUCGCAGUCUCGAUUUCCGGUGGCCGGAUUCUUGGUGGACGGCCGGUUUUGUAUGGAAACGCGGAGCCGGAAGCGGGCGGAGGCCUCCUCAGCAGCGCCCUCUAACCCUUCGUCGUCGACCCCCGUCCUUCGCUCAUCCAAACGCGCCCGCCUUUCUGCCUCGACCUCUGCCGCCUCGCCUCCAGUCACGCGCUCCCGCCAUAAUUUGCGUUCUCAAGACCCGCCUAUGGACUCCAGCAACACGGAAUCGUCUGGUUCACGCCGUCGCCACCACCAUCAUCAGAAACAGCCUGCUGGCGGGGGCGACCGGGAGAAGGAUUCGGCUGAGAAGGGGAAGGAGAAGGAGCCGGACCCUCGGCACCUAGGGUUUGGUUUUGACGCGGCCGGCGGGGAUGACGACGAUGGCGAGGGCGUUAGCAUCCUGCAUCAAAACCUGACUACUGCGAGCAGCGCGCUUCAGGGCCUUCUCAGGAAGCUGGGCGCCGGACUCGAUGAUCUCCUCCCUUCGUCAGCACCGUCGUCGUCGCAGCAGAGCGGGAGGUUGAAGAAGAUCCUCUCCGGGCUGAGGGCUGACGGCGAGGAAGGGCGGCAAGUGGAGGCCUUAACGCAACUUUGCGAGAUACUGUCAAUUGGGACCGAGGAUUCGUUGAGCUCGUUCUCUGUGGACUCCUUCGUGCCCGUGCUCGUUGGGCUGCUCAAUCACGAGAGCAACGCCGAUAUCAUGCUUCUUGCUGCUCGCGCAUUGACACACCUGUGCGACGUUCUCCCGUCCUCUUGUGCCGCCGUCGUUCACUAUGGCGCUGUCUCGUGUUUCUGCGCCCGAUUGCUCACCAUUGAAUACAUGGAUUUAGCGGAACAGUCGCUGCAAGCUCUGGAGAAGAUUUCACAUGAACAUCCAACAGCGUGCUUGCGUGCUGGCGCAUUGAUGGCGGUGUUAUCAUAUCUCGACUUCUUUUCAACUGGAGUUCAGAGAGUUGCAUUGUCUACUGCUGCAAAUAUGUGCAAGAAACUUCCAUCUGAUGCAGCGGACUUUGUUAUGGAAGCUGUACCGCUGCUUACAAAUCUCCUUCACUAUCACGAUUCAAAGGUGCUAGAUCAUGCUUCUGUUUGCUUGACCCGUAUUGCCGAGUCGUUUGCACAGGCACCUGACAAACUAGAUGAACUUUGCAACCAUGGAUUGGUUGCACAAGCUGCAGGUCUUAUUUCAGUUAGUAAUUCAGGAGGCGGUCAGGCUUCACUUAGUACACCAACAUACACGGGUUUGAUUCGCUUGCUGUCAACUUGUGCAAGUGGCUCUCCUCUUGCAUCUAAAACCCUUUUGCUUCUUGGGAUAAGUGGCACUCUGAAAGAUAUACUGAAUGGUUGUAACUUGGCUGCAAGCAUGUUUGUAUCACCUGCUUUGGCUAGGCCUCCUGAACAGAUAUUUGAGAUUGUGAACCUUGCCAAUGAGCUUCUUCCUCCACUUCCACAAGGCACAAUUUCUCUUCCAAACAGCUCAAGUUUUUUUGGGAAAGGUUUGGUAGGAAAAAGGUCCUUUUCUGGCAGCACUACAAAGCAGGAAGAUGCUAAUGGAGCCUCUUCUGAUGCUUCUGUGAGAGAGAGAUUAUUCCACGAGCAACCUGAACUUCUCCAACAGUUUGGGAUGGAUCUACUUCCUGUAUUAGUACAGGUUUAUGGAUCGAGUGUGAAUAGCCCAAUUCGUCAUAAGUGCCUCUCUGUUAUUAGCAAGUUGAUGUAUUUCAGUACAUCUAGCAUGAUACAGUCAUUAUUGACAGUGACAAACAUUUCUAGUUUCUUAGCAGGUGUCUUGGCAUGGAAAGAUCCUCAAGUUUUAAUUCCAGCUAUUCAAAUAGCUGAGAUUCUGAUGGAAAAACUUCCUGAUACUUUCUCUAAGAUGUUUGUAAGGGAAGGUGUUGUUCAUGCCAUAGAUGCCCUUAUUUCAAUGAGUGGCUCAGAUAUGGUUCCUCAACCAUCACCAGCUGAAAAAGAACAGGAUGCCCUGCCUUCAUCACGUUCUCGCCGUUACAGGCGACGUAGUGGUGCUUCUAACCCUGAAGCUAAUGCUCUCGAGGAGUCAAAAGGUUCUGUUAGUAUUGGGUCACCUCCAGCUGCCAUUGAGGUUCCAACAGCAAAUUCUAGCCUUCGUGCAACAGUCAGUGCAUGCGCAAAAUCAUUCAAAGAAAAGUUCUUCCCAGCUGAUCCUGGGGCAACUGAUACUGCAGUAACAGAUGACCUGUUGAAAUUGAAAAAUCUUUGUGCAAAAUUAAAUGCAAGUGUCAUAGACUUCAAAGGUAAGGCUAAGGGCAAGUCAAAAGCUUCUGGUCAUGUUUUAACCGACUUAUCUGCAGAUACUGAAGAACACCUCAUAGGUAUUAUAUCUGAACUGUUGGGAGAGCUGAGCAAGGGUGAUGGAGUAUCAACAUUUGAGUUUAUUGGUAGUGGGGUUGUUGCAGCGCUAUUGAAUUACUUUUCUUGUGGGACAUUCUCAAAAGAGAUGCUCUCUGAAACCAGCUUAACCAAGCUUCGCCUGCAAGCCUUGAAAAGGUUCAAGCUGUUUAUUGCAAUUGCUCUCCCCUCUGGUUUUAAGACAACUACUGAGGCCCCUAUGACUAUUUUAGUCCAAAAAUUGCAAAAUGCAUUAACUUCAUUGGAACGCUUUCCUGUCAUUCUCAGCCACUCAUCUCGCUCUUCUAGUGGUAGCGCACGCCUUUCUUCGGGGUUAAGUGCUCUGUCUCAACCAUUUAAGUUGCGCCUAUGUCGUGCACAAGGUGAUAAAACUCUACGUGAUUAUUCUUCAAACAUUGUGUUGAUUGAUCCUCUGGCGAGUUUGGCAGCUGUUGAGGAGUUUCUUUGGCCUAGAGUUCAGAGAAAUGAAUCAGGACAGAAGACUUCUGCACCUGUGGCAAAUUCUGAACCUGCUGCAUCACCUGCUUCAGGUGGUGCAUCAUCGCCAUCUACAUAUGCUCCUCCUGCAUCUGGUCGACGCCAUUCUACUAGAUCAAGGUCGUCGUCAGUGGCAGUAGGAGAUUCUACCAAGAAGGAAACCCAUGAAGGUCAUGCCAGUUCAUCCAAGGGCAAGGGUAAAGCUAUUCUUAAAUCUUCUGCUGACGAAUCACAGGGUCCACAGACUAGAAAUGCUGCACGCAGAAGGGCAUCUUCUGAGAAAGAUACACAACUGAAAGUAGCACCUGGUGGUUCUAGCUCUGAGGAUGAUGAAUUGGACAUUUCACCUGUUGAGAUUGACGAUGCUUUGGUUAUUGAAGAUGAUGAUGUCUCAGAAGAUGAAGAUGAUGACCAUGAUGAGGUUCUAGGUGAUGAUUCAGUUUCUAUCUGUGUAUCCGACAAGGUACAUGAUGUGAAGCUGGGAGAUACACCUGAGGAUACGACAGUUGCACCAGCUUUAGCUGACACCCAGGUUCCUCCAUUGUCUGGUUCUAGCAACAGAAGCGUCUCUAUCAGAGGAACAGAGACUACUGAGUUUAGAAGUGGUAGCCCCUUUGGUUCUAGAGGGGCUAUGUCUUUUGCUGCUGCUGCAAUGGCUGGUCUUGCCUCUGCUAGUGGUAGAGGUGGCAUUAGGGCAAGUCGAGAUCGUCGGGGACUUCCCAUAGUUGGCAGCUCAAGUGAUCCUCCAAAACUGAUUUUCUCUGUUGGUGGUAAACAGCUAAACAGACAUCUUACCAUAUAUCAGGCCAUCCAACGCCAGCUUGUAUUGGAUGAAGAUGAUGAUGAAAGGUUUAAUGGGACUGACUCUCUACCAAGUGAUGGACAGCGAUUGUGGUAUGACAUAUAUACGAUCACAUAUCAAAGAGCUGAUGCCCAAGCUGAGAGGAGUUCAAUAGGAGCUUCAGCUUCUAAUUCACAAUCAAAAUCUUCUAGAUCUGGAUCGGCCUCUAAUACAAGUCCAGAUGCUUCAAAACAGCAGAAAUCACUUCUUGACAGCAUCCUGCAAGGUGAACUUCCAUGUGAUUUGGAGAAAUCUAACCCCACAUACAGCAUUUUGGCAUUACUUCGUGUCUUAGAAGGUUUAAAUCAGCUUUCUACUCGCUUGAGAAUAGAAGCGGCUACUGAUGUUUUUGCUGAAGGGAAGAUAUCCAGCUUUGAUGAGCUUUUUGGCACUGGUGCAAGAGUUCCUGUUGAGGAGUUCAUUAAUAGCAAACUGACUCCAAAAUUGGCCAGGCAAAUUCAGGAUCCCCUGGCUUUGUGCAGUGGAAGUCUUCCUUCUUGGUGCUACCAGUUAACUAAAGCAUGUCCCUUCUUGUUUCCUUUUGAGACUAGGCGGCAGUACUUCUAUUCUACUGCAUUUGGGUUGUCCCGAGCACUUCAUCGGCUUCAACAACAGCAAAGUGCUGACAACCAUGGUUCAAGUAAUGAAAGGGAAGUACGGGUUGGUAGACUGCAACGCCAGAAAGUCCGUGUCUCUCGUAACCGCAUCUUAGAUUCAGCAGCAAAGGUUAUGGAAAUGUACUCCAGCCAGAAGGCUGUUCUUGAAGUGGAAUAUUUUGGUGAGGUUGGUACUGGAUUAGGCCCGACUCUGGAGUUUUAUACCCUUCUUAGUCAUGAGUUGCAGAAGGUGGGAUUGGGGAUGUGGAGGUCUAGUUCUGAAGUGGAUAAGUCUGAAAUGGAUAUGGAUAAUGAUGACAAGGUUGUUGAGAAAGUGGAUGAAGCUUAUGAUGCAAAGAAACUUGGACGGGAUACUGCUGCUGGGGAUGCAGAACUUGUACAUGCUCCUCUUGGGUUGUUUCCUCGUCCAUGGCCUCCUAGCUCUGAUGCUUCUGAUGGAAGCCAAUAUUCAAAGAUUAUAGAGCAUUUCCGCCUUAUUGGAAGGGUCAUGGCAAAGGCUUUACAAGAUGGCAGGCUCUUGGACCUUCCACUUUCAACUGCUUUUUACAAGCUUGUUUUGGGUCAAGAACUUGAUUUGCACGAUAUUCUUUCUUUUGAUGUGGACUUGGGAAAGAUUUUACAAGAGAUGCAUGCUCUUGUUCGUAAAAAACAGUAUCUGGAAUCAUUGUCUGGCGAUAAUCAAAAGCAAAUUUCUGAAUUAUGCUUUCGUGGUGCUCCAAUGGAAGAUCUCUGUCUUGAUUUUACCCUUCCUGGUUAUUCGGAUUAUGUUUUGAAGCAAGGAGGAGAUAACACAAUGGUUGACAUUUAUAAUUUAGAAGAAUAUAUUUCUUUGGUGGUUGAUGCAACUCUUAAAACGGGAAUUAUGAGACAACUCGAAGCAUUUAGGGCUGGCUUCAAUCAGGUUUUUGAUAUAUCAUCCCUCCAAAUAUUCUCUCCCAAUGAGCUGGACUGCCUACUCUGUGGUCGUAGGGAAUUGUGGAAGGCUGAUAGUUUGGUUGAUCACAUCAAAUUUGAUCAUGGAUAUACAGCUAAAAGUCCUGCAAUAAUCAAUUUCCUUGACAUCAUGGGAGAAUUUACACCAGAGCAACAGCGUGCUUUCUGUCAAUUUGUCACUGGUGCGCCUAGGCUUCCACCUGGUGGUUUGGCUGUCCUAAACCCAAAACUGACAAUUGUGAGGAAGCAUGCCUCGAGCGCAACGAGCAUGGCAUCAAAUGGUACUGCAACUGCUGAAUCAGCUGAUGAUGACUUGCCAAGUGUUAUGACCUGCGCUAAUUACCUUAAGCUGCCUCCAUAUUCCACAAAGGAAAUCAUGUACAGGAAGCUGCUGUAUGCAAUCAGUGAGGGACAGGGAUCAUUCGACUUGUCAUGAAAAUGAUAUUUACUAAUCCCCUCUCAUCAAAUAUCUAAGAGAUUGGGAUUUUUUGGAUCAUCUCUGUCCAUCGGUGUUUCCGAUUCUAUAACCAGAUUGGGAAGAUAAUCUUCAUUAUGUCAUGUUCAUACCUGACAAGAGAUGAUCCAUAAGUUGCACCAGAUCCUUGAGAAUGGUUGCAGAUAGCUGCAGGAUUUUCAUGCCUAGAGCUUAUGGUGGGUUGUUGGGAAGGUUCCUCUUCCGUCUUCUGGAAAGCUGAGCAGGGAAAAGAGUAUUUUGGGUGUGGUCCAAUAAUAGAGCUCGUUUUUUCCCUUUUUUCCUUCGGUUUUGAAUGUGGUGUUAAUAAUUUAAGCUCUUUAGUCAUCAUCUAAUUCCUGUAUCUAUGAAAUUCUUGUCAUUGCCACAGCUUGUACUUGUUCUAUUCCAGUUCAGAGGGGAAGAAGAAAACCCAAGAAUUAGUAUAAUCUUUUAGGAGACGGUGAUAAACGACGUAUUGAACAAACAGCUGACAUAUGCUAAUUCCUAGUCCCUUUAUGGCAACUAUUGUACAUAUGAAAAGAAGUCUGGUGUUGAAACUCUCUCUAUAGUUUGCCUGUCA
Molecule: messenger RNA, 6581 nt
Organism: Nymphaea colorata (pocket water lily)
Lineage: Eukaryota; Viridiplantae; Streptophyta; Magnoliopsida; Nymphaeales; Nymphaeaceae
Product: E3 ubiquitin-protein ligase UPL3
Exons: 18
Coding region: 326-5983 (1885 amino acids)
Biological process (GO): proteasome-mediated ubiquitin-dependent protein catabolic process; protein polyubiquitination
Molecular function (GO): ubiquitin protein ligase activity
Source: RefSeq, a predicted model, not a curated record